Messenger RNA from Gryllus bimaculatus (two-spotted cricket), 438 nucleotides. The record is from the annotation of a GenBank genome assembly. Lineage: Eukaryota; Metazoa; Arthropoda; Insecta; Orthoptera; Gryllidae.
AUGGCUUUGACGACAAUGAGUAGACUUUGUUAUUCUCAGGAUAUAAGAAGGGAAUCCAUAACCCUUCCCGAGGAUGUUCCGCCCACGGAGAAGACCACUGAGUCGGAAGCUGCGCCUGUUGUCUCGGAAGGAGAGACCAAACCGGAAGACCCGCCCUCCGAGAGUGGGAUCGGCGAGGAAAUUUCCCCCGAUGCCGAGGACAAAGGGUCUGUGAAAGGUGGUACACCUGCGUCGUCGCCGACAGCGAAGCGAAAGGAGCCAUCUGAGAUUGAGGAGAAAAACGCUGACGACGAUGAUGCUGGAGGACUCGACGUCCGCCAAGACGUCGAGCGAGUCGCCGCACAAGCGCAGCGACGCCGACGACACCGAGGACGCCACCAGCGCCGCCACGGCCGCGCAGGAGGAGCUGGAGGACGACGACGUCGCCGACGAGGUGGA